Tribolium castaneum (red flour beetle) is the source of this 2807-nucleotide messenger RNA. RefSeq lists its product as uncharacterized. The transcript is spliced from 4 exons. Gene Ontology annotation, molecular function: RNA binding. The record is from RefSeq and is a predicted model, not a curated record. Gene Ontology annotation, cellular component: ribonucleoprotein complex. Bases 174 to 2513 code for a protein of 779 amino acids. NCBI's taxonomy places the organism in Eukaryota, Metazoa, Arthropoda, Insecta, Coleoptera, Tenebrionidae.
AACUGCGCGACAACGCCAUCUUGUUUACUAAUCUCGCUGACAUAAGCGUCACUUCGUGGUUUUUGUCGAUUUUUCGAUCAAAGUUUCUCAAGAUCCAUCAUUUUAUCGUAAAAAUAUUACUAUUAGAGCGGGUUGCGGUGAAGAAUUUUUUUUAGUUCGAGUUCUAGGUUAAGAUGAGUGUCAUUAUACGCCUACAAAACUUACCGUGGUCUGCUAAUGCUCUCGACAUACGUCAAUUCUUUCACGGAUUAAGCAUUCCUGAGGGAGGAGUUCACAUCGUUGGUGGAGAACAAGGCGACGCGUUCAUCGCUUUCAGUACUGACGAAGACGCUCGCCAGGCCUUUGCACGCAACAAUGGCAAAAUCAAAGAAAUCCAAAUCAGCCUCAUGCUCAGCUCCCGAACCGAAAUGCAAAAAGUCAUCGAAGCGGCACGAGCCCAAUCCUACGCCGCAUUCAUGCAAAACCCCACUCCGAUGCCGGCCGCCGUCCCCGCCAUAAUCCCCUCAGCAGUCCCCGAACUCAAAAAAGAGAACAGCAAAGACCGCGACACCAAAGACAAACGCGACCGCAAACGCUCCCGCUCGCGGUCCCGCGACCGCAAAGACCGCGACCGCCGGCGGUACAGGGACAGGAGCAGGUCGCGGUCCAGAGAGCGGCGCGAACGCCGCCGCAGAGAGCGGAGCCGCAGUCGGGGCCGCUCCCGCUCCAGAGACCGCAAAAACAGGGACAGGAAACGCUCGGCGGACAAUUUCAACCAGAAAGACCCGAAGAAAAUGCCAGAGGUGUGGGCCAACCCCAACUCCAACGACAGUAUUCCGGCAGCGCCGCUCCCGCCGAGUUUAUUCGGGAACUUUCCGGGGAAUCUGGACGACGCGCGACGGAACUUGAACGCACUCACGGGGCAAGUUGGCAAUAACACCAACGGGAGGAGUAAUAAUUUUCCGGGGUGUAACAAUUUCGGGAUGAACAGGGUGAGGGAUAGUUGGCCGCCACAGAACGUGCCGAAUGAUAGCAAUGACGAAGGGUUUCUUAACCGAUCGGAUGACGGGCUUGAUGCGAGACAGCGUCCAGGCCCAAACUUCCAAAACCGUCGAUUUCCCCGCAAUAACAAUUUCCCACACCCUGAAGACGAGCAGCAAUUCCAAGCGGAACGCGAACCUUUGGCCGACUGUUGCGUUCGAUUGCAGCCCUUUUAUGGGGGCUACGGUGACAUUAGACGCUUCUUCCAAGGCUCUUUCAUCAGUAACGUGGGAAUCAAAUUCAUCAAUGACGAUUUCGGCCACCGAACUGGCAUUGUCUACAUCCAGUUCGGUCACCCACUGGGCAAAAACGAAGCGUUGCGCAAAAACGGCGAAGUGUUAAAUGGGGUCAAAGUCGAGGUGGCGCACAUCGACGACGAGGAAUUCGACGAGGCUGUGGACCGCUACCAACCGGAGAACUUCCCCCAGAGCGUGGACACCAACAAAUUCCGGAGCAAAAACAUUACCAAAUACUUCAACAAACCGGAGCCGGAGUUGGAAGUGUUCUCGUGCUUGACGGUUGACGAUCUACCAACCUAUGUCAAAGAACAGGACAUCCUCAAGCUAUUUUCCCCACGGCCGCUCCUUGCACUGUUCCUCACACCGAAACCACGUGGCGGUCACAUCGCCUACGUCAAGUUCGGGUCGGUCGAAGAAGCCAAAAAGGCGCUAGAGGAGAACAUCAACCACAAAGUUGAAGGCAAACCUGUCACGAUCAAACCGUGCGAUGACCGCGAGUUCGAGAACAUAAGCCAGCAACACAACGUCGAUUUGGAGUGCAAACCCAGCCCCCUACCCCAACUAGACACCGACUGUAUCAACCUAACCCGUCUGCCGCUCCAAACCAACAACAUCGAAAUCGCCGACUUCUUCUCGGACAUUGGGGUCCGACCGACAAAAAUCCACCUCAUGAGCAACCGCAUGGGGUUCACAGGCCAGGCCUUCUGCGAGUUUAAGACCAAAGAAGACGCGGCUCAAGCCCUCAAGAAAGAUAAUUCAAGUUUUGGCCCAAAUAUCGUAUCAGUUCAGCCGUUUCCGCGCGAGGAGAUGGAGCACAUCCUCCAGCAGUCUCCCGCCCCCAACGCCCCGCUUUUGCAGCCGCCCAUGAUGCCCCGGGCCCCCACCAUGAACCAGAACCGGCCGUUCUUCCCCAGGAACAGCUACGAGGGGGGCCCGCCGCGAGGGGGCCACCGGUUCAUGGGGCACAGGGCGCCCAGGCCCAGGUUUAUGAACGCGGUGCCGGCGGAUGAUGCCCCCUUGGGGUGCACGGUGUACAUGGAUAAUGUGCCGUACAAAGCGGGGACGAACGAGAUUUUGGAUUUCUUUGACGGUUAUGAUAUUACGAAUAAUGUCAGUCGGAGGUUUAAUCCGAAUAAUACGCCGAGUGCCGAGGCUAAGGUGAUUUUUAGUUCGCCGGAGGAGGCGUAUAGGGCGGUUCAAGAGAAGAACGGGCAGAAGAUUUGGGAGAGGCCCAUCUAUUUGAAGCAAGUGUAGACUGAACGAUAUUUUAGAUUGUAGUUGUUAUAAGUUUUUUUAUUGUAUGUAUGAAUGAUCACGUUCGGUUAGGAAUGUGGUUUCUUGAGUUGUAAAUUAUUGCGUUUUGAAGAGUUCUUUAUUGAAUAUUUUUAGAGCAAGUGUAUAGAAAACUGGAUAAAUGUGCAUAUUCGCGUGUAUGUAUUUAUGAACUAAUCAUAUGAAAUGAUUCAUCUCAUAAUUUUCUAUUUCUAUAAUUAAGUUACUAUGUAAAGAGUAUCCUAAUAAAAUAUGCCGUGCAUAUCUGGAAGUGUA